Molecule: messenger RNA, 1403 nt
Organism: Cladophialophora immunda
Lineage: Eukaryota; Fungi; Ascomycota; Eurotiomycetes; Chaetothyriales; Herpotrichiellaceae
Exons: 2
Coding region: 158-1078 (306 amino acids)
Biological process (GO): maturation of SSU-rRNA from tricistronic rRNA transcript (SSU-rRNA, 5.8S rRNA, LSU-rRNA)
Cellular component (GO): nucleolus
Source: RefSeq, a predicted model, not a curated record
UGCGGCCACAAGAAGAUCCCGCCAAUCAAAAUUCGAGGCGUCGGGGCUGCUGGGGAAACUUUUCGGCCUUGUUCACUCCCUCGUUCACUACGCCCGAAUUUUGUACAAUUCCUCAAUAGUGCAAAGUCUGACAGCGGCGCCUGCACAGACGGCGUCGAUGCUCGUUGCUUGGGUCAACGUCAAGAACGCGUGUUCAACAAUGUUGGGGAAGCGAAAACGAGACGUCGGUGUUGCGACUCGACACCGACUGCGCAGUCCCGACGACCGCGACGGCGACCAGGCUGUCGCAAUUCCCUUCGCGGGCGAUCGAGAUAUCUUCCGCAAAUAUUUCGAAUCUACUUUCGAACCCCUACCAGAAACCGAGACUACAACGCUCCCUCCGCAAGAAACAGGAGGAGAAGAUGACGGUCAGGAAGGGGAUGCUGAGUGUGCUGAGGAAGAGUCGGAGUGGGGGGGUCUUUCAGACUCAGAGCUCGAGGACGCAGCAAUUGAGAUUGUGGAACAUCGCGCAGCGAGUGACCUGGCAGAAGAAGCUGGGGCACGUCGGCAACACUACAAGACAUUCAUGAGUUCCCGCCCCCCAAAAGAGACGGAACGUGCGGCCAGAAGGGGUCCGGUCAAGCAGGCCGAAGAGGAGGACGCCGCUGAGGGCCUUAAUCUCAAACAUGAUCUUGAUCUUCAGCGGCUCCUGAAAGAAUCCCAUCUGCUCGAGCAGGCAAAGGCAUCAUCCACGCUAGGAACCCACCGGCAUAAGGUGGUGGACAUGCGAAUGCAAGCCCUGGGCUCCAAAGGGUCCAUGUUUCAGCAAGAGAAGAUGCCGCUGGCGCAUAGAAGGGGGAUCCUUGCGAAGGCGGCAGACCGGGAAGCCAGCCGAAGAAGGGAGGCCCAGGAGAAUGGCAUCAUCCUGGAGAAGGCCGCGGGUAAAUCCAGGUCCAAAGACUCUCGAAGAGAACGCGGCGUCGACGUCCCUGCUGUGGGCAGAUUUCGAGGAGGCACUUUGACGCUCAGCAAGAAAGAUGUCUUUGAUAUCCAAGGACAGGGCAUUUCUAGACCUCGUGGAAAGAAACGACGACGAUAAUGAUGAGCAUGUGUAUCCCUUUCAGCUGCAGGCUUUCCAAAAGAAGCAAAGGCCCUGUCUUUCCGUGUGUCGUCUACUGUUCAAUCCACACAUGCACAGAAGGCGAGACUGUGUUGGUACCUUUACUUGUCCUCCGUGUUGCUUACCUCGCCGCCAGGCUAGACGUGAAGGUUCCCCCUCUCCGGCGUCCGCUUGUCUGUCAUUGGGGAACAGGGGCGACAUUUGUCAUGGACAAAGUGGCGAUGCCUUCUUGAGGCGAGCUCUUCCUACAGCCAACAUUACAGUCUGAAACGAGUUGCUUCCUCCUCGCUCUGCUCCUCGCGGC